GACAUCAAGCAGCAGGAAAGAGUGAUUUUCUAAACUGAGGCGGUGAUGUUUCGUAGGUGAAACAACCGCGAACGAGUGACAGGACUUGGGGCUUUGUAUUGAGUAAAAAAAACACCCUUGUCGACGGUGUGUAGACUUUGACUGAGUCGGUCCUCGUUCAUUCGGGAAACAUUCAGGUACGACAGUUGAGGAGGCUGAGGUUCUGGACCCGAGGACGAGCAGCAGCAGCAGCAGCGACAGCAGCUAAGUCACAGCUGCGGUGUCGAGAGGGAAAUCAACACUCACACUAGCAUCGCUAAGAAACGAGACAGACACCGAACAAUCGGGGGAAAAUUUGACUGAGGAUCUACUUGACCGUCUUUGUUGGCGUCGAGAAGAACACAAGUUAGUUGUCGGUGCAAAAUCCGGAACCUGUUAUUGGACCACGUCGACGUUGUCACUGUAAAAACAAGAGGAAUAAACAUAAAACAAGCGUCCAGUCGCCGUCCAGGUAAUUUUUUUGAGGAUGAAUCACUUAUCGCUCAGUGAGCUAUGCUGCCUGUUCUGCUGUCCACCAUGUCCGAGUAAGAUUGCCUCCAAGCUGGCCUUCCUGCCCCCAGAGCCCACCUACAGCCUCAUGUGCGAUGACAGCGGCAGCCGGUGGACGCUGCACCUCUCGGAGCGAGCCGACUGGCAGUACUCGGCCCGGGAGAAGGAGGCCAUCGAGUGUUUUAUGACGCGCACUUCAAGAGGGAACCGCAUUGCCUGCAUGUUUGUCCGCUGCUCACCCAGUGCCCGUUACACGUUACUGUUCUCCCACGGAAACGCAGUGGACUUGGGUCAGAUGAGCAGCUUCUACAUUGGCCUGGGGUCACGGAUCAACUGCAACGUCUUCUCGUACGACUACUCGGGCUAUGGCGCCAGUUCCGGGAAACCCUCGGAGAAGAACCUAUACGCUGAUGUCGACGCAGCCUGGCAGGCCCUUCGGUCAAGAUACGGCAUCCGGCCGGAGAGCGUGAUCGUGUACGGCCAGAGCAUUGGCACCGUGCCGUCUGUGGACCUGGCGUCUCGCUACGAGAGCGCCGCCGUCGUCCUCCACUCCCCACUCACCUCAGGCAUGAGAGUCGCCUUCCCCGACACCAAGAAGACCUACUGCUUUGACGCCUUCCCAAACAUCGACAAGAUUUCCAAGGUGACGUCACCUGUGCUGGUAAUCCACGGUACGGAGGACGAGGUCAUCGACUUCUCUCACGGCCUGGCGCUGUACGAACGCUGCCAGCGCCCGGUGGAGCCGCUCUGGGUGGAGGGGGCCGGACACAACGACGUCGAGCUCUACGGACAGUACCUGGAGAGACUCAAACAGUUUGUUGCACAUGAGCUCGUCAACUUGUAGAGGGGGAGCGAGACACGGAGACGAGGAAGGAGAAGGAGAGAAGGAUGUUGGUUUCAGGGGUGGUCUUUUUGUCGUGAAGUGAUGCAGGUAGAGGUGUUGUCUGUGUGUGUGUAUUACUGACUUUUUUUUACGGUGGCUAGCGUCUCUUUGUCAAACACUUCUCCUCCUGGAGGCUCCAGCUGGGCCGGCCCAAGGUCCUGAUGGUACCGUCCACUCCUCCAGCUGCAGCUGUGAACUCACAACUACCCAUGACUGUUUUUUUUUGU
Solea senegalensis (Senegalese sole) is the source of this 1638-nucleotide messenger RNA. RefSeq names its product abhydrolase domain containing 17B, depalmitoylase (gene abhd17b). The record is from RefSeq and is a predicted model, not a curated record. The transcript has 4 exons. Gene Ontology annotation, biological process: protein depalmitoylation. Bases 506 to 1372 code for a protein of 288 amino acids. NCBI's taxonomy places the organism in Eukaryota, Metazoa, Chordata, Actinopteri, Pleuronectiformes, Soleidae. Gene Ontology annotation, cellular component: plasma membrane; endosome membrane. Gene Ontology annotation, molecular function: palmitoyl-(protein) hydrolase activity.